Trypanosoma cruzi is the source of this 981-nucleotide messenger RNA. RefSeq names its product S-adenosylmethionine decarboxylase proenzyme, putative. Gene Ontology annotation, cellular component: cytosol. Lineage: Eukaryota; Euglenozoa; Kinetoplastea; Trypanosomatida; Trypanosomatidae. The coding region runs from base 1 to 981 and encodes 326 amino acids. Gene Ontology annotation, biological process: spermidine biosynthetic process; spermine biosynthetic process. Gene Ontology annotation, molecular function: adenosylmethionine decarboxylase activity. The transcript has a single exon. The record is from RefSeq and is a predicted model, not a curated record.
AUGUUGGAGAGCACCUGGGCAGCCGCGCGGGAGGAGGUCCCGGAAUCCGUGCACGCCUUGAUGGCGAUGUGGGGAGGGUUUGAUGGGCCACGCAACGCCAACGAUUGCGGUAUUGAGAAACGACUGGAGCUGGAUUUUCGCGGGGUUAUUGUGCCGAGCGAAGUGGCGGUGUUGGACCUCGAGUCUGUCAUGUCACACGCCGGGGAGUUGUUGGAGCGGCACUCCGCCGAAAAGGGCCUUAUUUCCCUUGUGUUUGGAAACAGUCUGAUGCAGUUGACGCAGCGACACGUCAUUGUGACAUCAUCUUCCUCUGUGCUACUGCAUGAAAUUUUGGGUCCGCUGCUCGACCUUCUUCGCAGCCACGGCAUUGAUAUUGAAUGGGCCUCUUUUAUGCGCAUGAACACGACUUCCCCGUGGAGUUCCUUGUGCGAGAUGAGUGAGAUAAUGGCACAGGAGUACGCGCAGCUGAAGUCCGUCUUCCCGUCUGGUCACCCGUACCUGACAGGGCCUCUUGAUAGUGACCACUUCUUUUACUUUGUUUAUGACGCGAUUGAACGGAAUGUUUUGGGCGCCCCACCCGAAGACGAUGUGCAGAUCAAUGUUUAUAUGUACAAUGUCAAGACAGAUGGGUCUGGUGACGACGAUGAUGCUCUAAAGAGCGUCCAACAGGUGGUUCCACUGUCAGAAACAGAGUACGAGAUGCUGCGCGUCUCCACAGACAACACGGCGCAUCCCUUUGCGGCAUUUGAAACGAACGCUAUGAUAGCCGCUACGAAGAAGCGGGAGCUUGUGAGGGGUCUUCUGGAGAAAUUUUGCCCCGACCGAUUCACGAUGGUUGUGUUGCAGGACCGCUGCAGUCCUCUUGCCCAGAAAGCCAGCAUCUUUGACGAGAUGGAGGGCUAUACCAUAAUGAACCGGGCAACCAACCACUUUGGUCAGGGCUACGCGUUCCACCAGACCAGCUAUAUUCGCGCCGAAUAA